CUGUCAUCACUAAGUGGCCCCUCCUGAUUGUGAGAUGGUGGCGUACAGGUCCUUUAACCCUUUCUUUCCCCUGCUCGAGUGUUUUCACACCCCAGGAGUUCAGCUGUGGGCGGCUUGGGCCAUGCAGCAUGUCUGCAGCAAGAAUGCCGCGAGGUACUGCAGCAUGUUGCUGGAAGAGGGAGGUCUGCAGCAGCUGGAGCUGGUUCAUACACACCCACAGACACACAAAGACGUCCGUCUGCUGGCGGGAGCAUCCUGGAGAGUCUGCAGCGCCACCAAGCACGCACUGGCCAGCACGCACACACACACUGCAGCCGCCACCUGCCGCCACCCAGUGACAUCACAGAGAGAACCUCUGCUGCAUCAGACUCAUCAUGCUGUAGAUCUGUCUGUCAGAGCAGGACGAACGCAGGACUCUUGUGUGUUCAUCAUGCACAUACACACUUUUAUCAAGAAUCUCUGA
Molecule: messenger RNA, 463 nt
Organism: Labrus bergylta (ballan wrasse)
Lineage: Eukaryota; Metazoa; Chordata; Actinopteri; Labriformes; Labridae
Source: RefSeq, a predicted model, not a curated record